This is a messenger RNA of Rubroshorea leprosula, 2253 nucleotides long. The record is from the annotation of a GenBank genome assembly. NCBI's taxonomy places the organism in Eukaryota, Viridiplantae, Streptophyta, Magnoliopsida, Malvales, Dipterocarpaceae.
GGAAACCGAACUCUUUUCAUUCGGAUCAACAGGUCGUUGAUUUUACCUUAUUUUUGUAUUUAACCUGAAACAUGAUAUGCUUUUCACUGAUUAGGGAUUAGGAAAUCAAUAGAGGAACCGUCAAUGAAUUCAAAGACUAUAACCUUUACAUCCUCUGAGAUUAUUGAAAUAACUUCAAAUUUCAAAACGAUAAUUGGGAAAGGAGGAUUUGGAGAAGUUUACUUUGGCACUCUGAAGGAUGGCACUGAUGUUGCUGUUAAGGUUCUACUUUCAACAGCCGAGCAAUGUCGUAAGGCAUUCAUUGCAGAGGCAAAACUGUUGACUGAUGUCCAUCAGCUAAACUUGGUUUCUUUACUGGGAUAUUGCGAUGAAGAUGGUAAGGAGGCAUUGAUAUUGGAGUAUAUGUCUAAUGGAAAUUUGAAACAACAUUUAUCAGAGAAAAGCAAAAGAGUUUUGAUUUGGAUUCAAAGGCUUCAAAUUGCCUUGGAUGUUGCUUAUGGGUUAGAAUAUCUACAUGGUCGGAAGCCACCAAUAGUCCACAGAGAUUUGAAACCUGACAACAUCUUAUUGAAUGAAUACAUGCAAGCAAAGAUAGCUGAUUUUGGAUUAUCCAGAGAUUUUGUAACAGAAUCUGCCACUCAUAUAUCAACUCACCCUGCAGGCACAUUUGGAUACCUAGAUCCUGAUUCUUUUAAAAUGGGACAAAUAAGCAAGAAAAGUGAUGUGUAUAGCUUUGGGAUAAUUCUACUUCAGUUAGUUACUGGUAAGCCAGCAGUCAUAACACCAGAGAAAGAGGAAAGCAUUAACAUAACUUUCUGGAUUGAUGCUUUAAUCAAAAAAGGGGAUAUCCGGCAAAUCAUUGAUCCAAGGCUAAAUGGCGAAUUCAACAUCAGCGUCGCGCGAAAAGUAAUAAAGAUAGCAGUGUCAUGCGUGAAGCCAAUUAAAGAAAGGCCUAACAUUAGUCAAAUAUUGACAAACCUUGAGGCGUGUUUGGACAUAGAGGUGGAUUAUUCUAAAGUGCUGGAUGAGGCCAGUGGAACCAAUAUCCUAUUCAGAUUCUACAGAAACAUAAGACAAAGACAAAAAGGGGCCAUUUUGAAAUCUAUGGUGGAACAACAGCCACCGAAUUCAGGGAAUAUUAGAAUCUUUACCCGAACUAAGGUUGCUACAAUAACUUCAAAUUUUAAAAAUGUUAUUGAGGAAGGAAGAUUUCAGAAAGUUUACCUUGGCACUCUAAAUGAUGGCGCUCAUGUUGCUGUUAAGGUUUUGCCUCCAUCAUUAUCAAACCAAGAAUAUUAUGAAUUCCGAACCGAGGUAGAACAAUUAAGUCACCUUUGUCACAGAAAUGUGGUUUCUGCAGUGGCAUACUGUGAUGAAAAUAACAUCAGGGCAUUGAUAUACGAAUACACGGCUAAUGGAAAUUUGAGAGAGCAUUUAUCAGGGAAAUACGAAAGAAUUUUGUGCUGGAAUGAGAGGCUUCAAAUUGCUAUUGAUAUCGCAUAUGGAUUGGAGUAUCUGCAGACGUGUUGCAAGUCAUUUGUAGUCCAUAGAAAUUUGACAUCCCGUGUUAUUUCUUUAAAUGACAACAUGCAAGGCAAGAUAUCUGAUUUCGGAAUGGCUAAAUUUUUGCAUAAAGAAUUUGAAGAAUCUACUGUACUUUGCGGAUCAGUUGGAUACUUCGAUCCUCAGUAUUGGGAGACAUCAAAAGUAAACAAGAAAACUGACCUAUACAGCUUCGGCAUAAUUUUACUAGAGUUGUUAACCGGUUGGCCUGCUAUAGCUUUAGAGUGCCACCCUAUUCUGCGUAUAAUUGCUCGGGUAGAGCCUAUAAUGAAGACAGGGGAUAUCGAAAGACUUGUUGAUCCAAGGUUGCAAGGAAAAUUCAAUAUCAACACUGCUUCAAGAGUCGCAAAGUUAGCAAUGUCAUGUGCAUCGAUAUCUGCAGACCAAAGGCCAGACUUAAGUCAUGUGCUUGUAGAACUCAAGGAGUGUUUGGCAUUAGGUAUGCAUUCCCAACAAACACCAACAAACCAAGGGAUACAAAUCGUCAUGGAAGAAUCACAAGAUUCAGAUGAAUUCUAGUUAAGUCCUUGAUAGGCAAUAGCAAAGGCAAAGGAUUUUCUAUUUUUAACACAAUAUUUUCUGUAUGAAUUCCCGGAUGUAUAUAAAAAGAAAAAAUGUUCACCAAUAAAACUUUGCUCAAGCCUUGGUUAGUUUUUCUUGAGUCCAGUGCAUUAAACACAUUGUCAGAGG